GUUUUAUCUCAUACUUGAUGGAAGACGCAGUGUGCCCAAACGCUAGGCUUACAUAUGUUUCCAAUUAUUGUUGUUCGUUUUUAAUGCAAAUAAAAUGCAAUCGAGUGUAAAAUAAAUGUGCAUUAUACUAUGUAAUUUCAUUUUUAUAAACUGACUCAUAUAGUGCGCGAUGGUAAUUUCUUUAAUUUUGUCAAGGACAUCAUUAGUUUUACGUUUAACAGUCGUUGCCAAAAUGUAGUAGGUAUGCGGUGCAUCAUCAUUCGGAUAUGUAGGUACCUAGUUUAGUGUUCUCGAACUUAUCGCUUCGCGAUCUUACUUAUCAGUAGUUUGAUUUGUAUCGUGAAAGUAAUGCGUCGUUCACGUUGUUCAGAUGGAAUUGGUGUUAUUGUUCGUGAAUAUGCUACAGAGUUCAGAGUUCGAUAUUCACUAAAUCAUAAUUUAUUGAUGACACCGAACCACUUGCCAAGUGAUAACUGAUGAAUGCUGCGAUGGAUGUUAUUUUUUUCUUGCCAUUUUUAUGGGUGAUUAGUUAUGUUAGAUCGCAAACAGAACCGAAGAUCCUCAACAUUUCUUCCUAUCAAUAUGUAAGCUUAGAAAUAAAGGAAUCAGUCGAAUUAUCCUGUAUAAUUCAGAAUAAUUCUGGCUAUACAUUGUCAUGGAACCGAAAAGUUAAUUCGACUGUUGAGAAAAUUUCAACAAAUGAUACUCUCAAUAAUGUAAAAAAUAACAAAUUCGCUGUGAAUUUUGAUACGAAUAGCACAACGCCGGCUUAUAUUUUAACCAUUAACGGUAUUGAAAAAUCUGACUUUGGUACCUAUAUUUGUGAAAUAUCAACCGGUCAGAAUAGCAUUAGUUCUAAAGAAACAAAACUAGAGCUCUAUGUACAUCCUAAUUUCGAUAAUUCAACUAAAAAUGAAGUAAAAGUAAACGAAGGCAGUAAUUUCACCAUCAAAUGCUAUGCUGAUGGAAAUCCUAUGCCUACAGUUACUUUGAAACGCUACGAUACUAGUUCUACUGCUCCAAUAUUUUCUCACCCAGAACACGAGUGGAACAUUGAAAAAAUCACAAAAAAAGACGAAGGAAACUAUACCUGCCAAGCAGAUACGUCAUUUGGCUCAGUACCAUGGAAUAUUAUGAUACUCGUCAUUUCCAAACCGAUAUUUCAAAAUUGCACUAUAAAUUUACAUUAUGAACCCAAAUUCAGCGCUGAGUUUGUUUGUGUGAUUAAUUCGGUUACCAAUGUUACAAUUUUUUGGUUUAGAAAUGGAAAGAAAUUGACAAACAGUAAAAAUGUGACGAUGACUUCCCAUCGUGAAUUAGACCAGAAAUUUCACGUGGUGAAAUUGAAUAUUUCCAAUGUGGAGAAACAUGGUGUGUAUUCGGUUACAGUUGAGAAUGAUAGAGGCAAUGCAACACAAACUUUUUCAUUUUCGAAUGACACCGACAGUCUGUGGCUGAAAGACGAAGGAAACUAUACCAGCCAAGCAAAUACGUCGUUUGGCUCAGAUCCAUGGAAUAUUACGAUACUCGUCAGUUCCAAACUGGUAUUUCAAAAUUGUACUAUAAAUUUACAUUAUGAACCCAAAUUCAGCGCUGAGUUUAUUUGUGUGAUUAAUUCGGUCACCAAUGUUACAAUUUUUUGGUUUAGAAAUGGAAAGAAAUUGGUAGACGGUGACAAUGUGACAACUUCCUAUUGUGAAUUAGACAAGAAAUUUCACGUGGUGAAAUUGAAUAUUUCCAAUGUGGAGAAACAUGGUACGUAUUCGGUUACAGCUAAGAAUGUUGGAGACGAUGCAGCGCAAACUUUUUCAUUUUGGAAUGACACCAACAUUCUGAGGCUGAUAAGUGUGGUAUUAUUUGCUAUACUCGUAUGUGUGUUGUUGGUUAUUUGCAUCGUCGUAUUCUGCAAACGUGGUAGGGUAGAACUGAGAGAAAGCAGUGGGAGGAACGGUCUCGAAAUGGAACCAAUGGUGAAAAAACGAAGACGCCUAACGUUUUAAAUCAUUGUGGCUGUGGCAGAAUCUUUAUUGAAGGUGUAUCGUCAUUUUUUUGUUGAUGGCGUAAACAAAUCGUAAUCCAUUCCAUUAUUUUAAAAAGUUUUGAUUCAUCAUUUUACUUUAUUAGUAUUCUUUUGAAAAAUUGCCAUGACUUCACUUUCAGCUGAUAUUCAUAAAUUUAAGUCAACGUCUAAGCAGAAAAUGUAAAAAUUUUGUCCAAUAAUGUACUCAACAACUUGUGGGCAUAUGUAUCUAUUUUCAACUUUUACUCUUAAUUUGUGUGCAGUGUGUUAUUGUUGGUAUUAUUAAGAAGUAUUUUUUGGGGGGUAUGAUUUAUCCUUACGACAAAAAAGGGUGAAUGCACGACAAAAUGUUAGAGGUCCAAGCGACAGGAAAAAUAAUUACCACGGACCAAAGAAAAGCACGUCUAAAAUUCUUCCAACGACAGAUAAUUUUUAUUAAAUAUCAACAUGUUGCUCAAAAACUUGAUAAAAUUCUUCAAGAAUGCUCUGAAAUCAGGACAAAUUUCACCAUUAAUUCCAAAUUGAAAAAAAAAUGAAAAAACCAUCAAAACAGUAUUUUAAAAAUGUGAGAAAUUGGUUUUGAAACAUAUAAAAUCAACAAACUGGUCAAAUUCAACAGAAAUGAACCAGUGAAAUUGGUGAAAAAUUCGUUGAAUAGGUUGAAAAAAUUAGAAAUAAGUAAAUGGUUCUUCGUUGAAAUGACAGAAUUUAUCUCAAAUUGAAACUCUGAAAAAAUAUUAAAAUACCUGAUAUAAAGUAGGUACUUAAUGGAAAAUUGAAAAAUCAAAUGAUUUCUCAAAUUUAACACAAAAGCAGAAAAUCUGGAGAAGAAUUUUUUGAAAAUAUUGAAAAAUCAAAUAUCCUUGAAAUAUUAAUCAAAAUCAUCGGGAAAAUGGUUAACUAUUCACUACAUACCUAUGUUAUUCAUGAAGAUUUGAAUUUCUCCUGUGUUGUCGUUCAAAACUUUACUUUAGGGUCAUUCCAUGUCAAUUCGACCAAGAAGUGGUAAGGAAGGUUGGUGAUUUUUUGGAAUUUUUUCCUGUGGAAAGACCUUCUGAAGGGAUGACCAACAGCCCAAAUCGCAGCCCAUUAGCCCUUUUUUGAAGGCUGCUAGGGGGUGUCAAAGUUUUCAGUGAACUUGAAAUAUCAUACCUACAUUUCAGCAGUGGAUUACUCGAUAACCGCGAUACCUACCAAAAUAAAACUUUUUCCAAUAGUAAGGGGGUUUGAAAGGCUUUUUGGUGAUAUCAUAAAAAUCCGUGUUGCCACUUUUUUUUCGUACAAAAAAUUAGCUCAAAAAGUUUCAAAACGUAGUUAUCAUAUCGUUCCGACUCUCAAAAAUUCUGAAAAAAAUAUAUUAUGAACAACUUUUUACACUGAACAACAUAUCAAAAAAUUGGGAUGGCAUUAUGUCGUAAAGUUGAUUUAAAAAAUUAAAAAUUUGCGAAAAAAUGCGAUUUUUUAAUUUAAAACAUGAAAAAAAGUUUUGACUGGUGAAGUUGAGCCGUUUGACCCCUAUUUUUACGUAUCUGUUGGAAAAGUUGAAAAAUCCCUUUCACUCAAUGAAAUAAACUCAUCACAAAAAAUCAAAAUUUGAAAAAAUUCAAAAAAUAAACGAAUUUUAUUUUUUUUGCUAUGAGUGUGAUUUUCAUCAACUUUUUCAUAAAAUACGCCUAAACGAGGCAAAAAAUAAGGCAACUGAAUUUUAAACUUUUUUUGAUGUUUGAAAUUGAAAAUUGAAUUUUUUCGAAUUUUGAUUUUUUUUGUGAGUAGUUCAUUUUUAUUGAAUGAAAGGGGGUUUUCAACUUUUUCAACAGAUACGUAAAAAUAUGGGUUAAAUGGGUCAACUUGACCUAUCAAAACUUUUUUUCAUGUUUUAAAUCAAAAAAUCGCAUUUUUUCGCAAACUGUCAAUUUUUUUAAAUCAACUUUGCAACAUGGUACCAUUUCAAUUUUUCAAUAUGUUGUUCGGCAUAGAAAGUUGUGUCAGAACGAUAUGAAAACUACGUUUUGAAACUGUAAAUGGAUGAUAUUUCAAGUUCACUGAAAACUUUGACACCCCCUAGCAGCCUUUGAAAAAGGGCUGUGCCAUUGGUCAUCUCUUCGGAAGGUCUUUCCACAGGAAAAAUUUCAAAUCACCGACCCUCCUUACCACUUCUUGAUCGAAUUGACGUGGAAUGACCCUUUAUUGUUCUAACACUCAUACCUGUUGGGAAAAGUUGUUGUGAUUCAUAAGAAAAAAUAGACAUGCGGUGACGACCUCUUUAGUCGAUCGAAAACUUAUAUUUUUACUAGGUACCUAUUUAAUUUGUCAAUAAUUCUCCUGUUAUUGUCAUAAGACCUGGAUGUUGUUCAUACCACCUUUUUGUCCUUUGAAUGUAUAUUUCCCUAUUUUUUUAAGCGACAGUAAUUAAAUGAUAGGAAGUCAUUUUUCUAUUAAGUAGAGUACACAUUUUUUUGAGAAUAUUUGGUAACCUACUCAUAUUGUGAACUUACCUAUUGAAAAAUAAAUCAAAUGCAAGCCUUACGUUAGUGUUUGGCAAAAUAAAAUUAUUUGUAUGUAUAUGUAAAAUGGGAAAUAUAUAUCAGGACAACAGAGAAAGUGAUUCGAACCACAGUAUGAAAAAAUCGGGAAUUUCAACAACAGUUGUUCACGACAGCCUUAUAAUAGUUCAACAUGACAAUUUAGGUAAUCCGAACGAUAAUGUGAUUUCAUACGUACAACGACGAAAAAAAUGUAAUCCACAUACAAAUUGAAUUUAUACUGCCAAAAAGAACUAUUGUAUCGAAAAAUAAAUGAUUCGCCACCAAAAAAAAAUCCAGAAAAAUAAAUCAUUUUGUAAUAAAAAAAUUUUUGUACCUAAGAAUGAACAAAUAAAUUUUACAGAUGGGAAGCCCUGAACAUGCUUUGCUUUUCAAAACCACCAAGAUGAUCUUGCUUUUCGUCAAAAUUAUCAAAAAAUCUUACGUUUUGUUAAAACUGCUCAAGUGUGUUUAAAAACUCUCUGGUGAAAUAUUUUUGAUCCUCCAAACUACUCCCAUCUCCUCUUGUUGCCUAAAAAAGCAAAAAAGCACUACUUGUGCUGUAGAUGUACUGUUUUUUUUAUGUGCUAUUCGUCAAUUUUUGUAUGUAAUACAUACAUGUAAUUCGUAUUUUUCAUGUCGUCCAUUAUUUCAUUUCUUUGACGUGCACAAUUUGUCGUUAAAUGCAUUAUAUGUAUACUUAAACGCCCAUUAAAUUAUUCUUUUGGGCAAUACAUUAUAUGCUCGUUCAAAUGCAUUAACUGUUGUUCAAAAACUUUUUUCGACGUGAUAUGAUUCUUUUCCCCUGCAAUAUCCUUUUUUGUCGUUAAAACGCCUACUUUUGUCGUGCUGAUAAAUCACACCCAUGUAAAAUGACUUUCAAAAUUUUUCAAUGUGAUAGUAUUAUAUUAUGUGUUUCCUUGUAAGUAAAACAAUGUAGGUAUGAAAUAAUUUAUCUUAGUUUGGUAUCAUGUUUAGGUACUUCUUUGUUAUCUGAUGAUGACAUUAAAUGUGUGAUUUCUAAAUUUUGACCUAAAUUACACCUACAAGUUUAAGCUAAAUUUUAAGGAAUUAAAUUUUUAAAAAAUAUUUGGGUGCUCGAUUGAUUGUAGUCAACUCACUUAAUUCUAAGUAUUUUAUCUUUACUUUAGUUACAUCUUGAUGAUAUUUUUAAUGUUAUGAAUCCUACUGUUUUUUAUUUUGUUCAUAAUUAGACAUAUGUAUAUACCUCUGUAUACUUAUACUACAGUUUGUGAUUUUAUGUUAAAAUUGUCUAAUUAUGUGAGUAGACACAUCUAAUAAAGUAAAUAUUCUUAACGAGUGUAA
Messenger RNA from Planococcus citri (citrus mealybug), 5868 nucleotides. Its product is annotated as lachesin-like. Lineage: Eukaryota; Metazoa; Arthropoda; Insecta; Hemiptera; Pseudococcidae. Bases 477 to 2000 code for a protein of 507 amino acids. Gene Ontology annotation, biological process: homophilic cell-cell adhesion; synapse organization. Gene Ontology annotation, cellular component: neuronal cell body; plasma membrane; axon. The transcript is spliced from 2 exons. Gene Ontology annotation, molecular function: axon guidance receptor activity. The record is from RefSeq and is a predicted model, not a curated record.